AUGGGAGAAGCGGCGGAGCAAGCACAUGGUUUCCACGUGACCACCAUGAAGAAGCAGCUCAUAACGGCGGUUCUUCCCCUCCAGGACCACUGGCUCCCUCUCUCAAACCUCGACCUCCUCCUCCCUCCUCUCAACGUCAGCGUUUGCUUCUGCUACAAGAAACCAAGUAACAUGACUAUUUCAGUGGCUCAUGAAACCCUCAAGACGGCUUUGGCGGAGACUCUCGUUUCCUACUACGCUUUCGCCGGCGAGAUAGUCACCAAUCCCACCGGAGAGCCGGAGAUUCUCUGCAACAACCGCGGCGUAGAUUUUGUGGAGGCCGAUGCUGACGUGGACCUCCGAGAGCUUAACCUGUAUGAUCCUGAUGAAAGUAUCGCCAAGCUUGUUCCCAUCAAGAAACAUGGAGUCAUAGCGAUUCAGGUGACUCAGCUGAAAUGUGGGAGCAUAGUUGUGGGAUGUACAUUUGAUCAUCGUGUGGCCGAUGCGUAUUCCAUGAACAUGUUCCUUGUUUCGUGGGCCGAGAUCUCUCGAUGCGAUGUACCAAUCUCAUGUGUACCAUCGUUUCGAAGAUCCCUGUUGAACCCACGACGACCAUUGAUCAUGGAUUCAUCUAUAGAAAAUAUGUAUAUGCCUGUAACGUCCUUGUCCCCUCCGCAAGAAACCACCAAUCCAGACAAGAUCCUGGCGAGCCGUAUCUAUUACAUCAAAGAGGAUGCAUUAAAAGAGCUCCAAGCCCUAGCCAACGGCUCGAAAAUUACGGUUAAAAGGACGAAACUCGAAUCGUUCAGCGCGUUUCUAUGGAAACUCGUGGCGAGACACGCAGCAAAAGAUCCAGUCCCGGGCACGAUCUCGAAACUCGGGAUCGUCGUGGACGGAAGGAGGAGACUUAUGGAGCAAGAAAAAAACACCUACUUCGGGAACGUUCUCUCGAUCCCAUUUGGUGGGCAAAGAAUCGAUGACUUGAUCAACAAGCCACUGUCUUGGGUGACCGAAGAGGUUCACAGAUUCUUGAAGAGUUCUGUGACCAAAGAACAUUUCUUGAAUUUGAUCGACUGGGUUGAGACUAACCGCCCAACUCCUGCGGUUUCAAGAAUCUACAGCACUGGAUCCGACGACGGACCCGCUUUUGUGGUUUCUUCCGGGAGGAGUUUUCCGGUGACCCAAGUGAAUUUCGGGUGGGGCUCGCCGGUUUUCGGAUCUUAUCAUUUCCCAUGGGGAGGUAGUGCCGGGUAUGUGAUGCCGAUGCCUAGUUCGGUCAACGAUGGAGACUGGAUGGUUUACUUGCACCUUACGAAAGGACAGUUGGAGUUUAUUGAGAAAGAGGCUUCACAUGUGCUUGGACCAGUUGACAGUAAUUACCUCAAGAUUUAA
This is a messenger RNA of Thlaspi arvense, 1371 nucleotides long. The record is from the annotation of a GenBank genome assembly. NCBI's taxonomy places the organism in Eukaryota, Viridiplantae, Streptophyta, Magnoliopsida, Brassicales, Brassicaceae.